GAACUCCCGGCAAAGCCCAGCUACAGGCGGGCGACUGCGGGGGGCCCCUGAGGCGGCGGGGGCCAUGGCUGGGGUCGCGUGCUUGGGAAAAGCUGCCGACGCAGAUGAAUGGUGCGACAGCGGCCUGGGCUCCCUGGGUCCGGACGCAGCGGCCCCCGGAGGACCUGGGUUGGGCGCGGAGUUGGGCCCGGGGCUGUCGUGGGCUCCCCUCGUCUUCGGCUACGUCACUGAGGAUGGGGACACGGCACUGCACUUGGCUGUGAUUCAUCAGCAUGAACCCUUCCUGGAUUUUCUUCUAGGCUUCUCGGCCGGCACUGAGUACAUGGACCUGCAGAAUGACCUAGGCCAGACAGCCCUGCACCUGGCAGCCAUCCUGGGGGAGACAUCCACGGUGGAGAAGCUGUACGCAGCAGGCGCCGGGCUGUGUGUGGCGGAGCGUAGGGGCCACACGGCGCUGCACCUGGCCUGCCGUGUGGGGGCACACGCCUGUGCCCGUGCCCUGCUUCAGCCCCGCCCCCGGCGCCCCAGGGAAGCCCCCGACACCUACCUCGCUCAGGGCCCUGACCGUACUCCCGACACCAACCAUACCCCUGUCGCCUUGUACCCCGAUUCCGACUUGGAGAAGGAAGAAGAGGAGAGUGAGGAGGACUGGAAGCUGCAGCUGGAGGCUGAAAACUACGAGGGCCACACCCCACUCCACGUGGCCGUUAUCCACAAAGAUGUGGAGAUGGUCCGGCUGCUCCGAGAUGCUGGAGCUGACCUUGACAAACCGGAGCCCACGUGCGGCCGGAGCCCCCUUCAUUUGGCAGUGGAGGCCCAGGCAGCCGAUGUGCUGGAGCUUCUCCUGAGGGCAGGCGCGAACCCUGCUGCCCGCAUGUACGGUGGCCGCACCCCACUCGGCAGUGCCAUGCUCCGGCCCAACCCCAUCCUCGCCCGCCUCCUCCGUGCACACGGAGCCCCUGAGCCCGAGGGCGAGGACGAGAAAUCCGGCCCCUGCAGCAGCAGUAGCGACAGCGACAGCGGAGACGAGGGCGUGAGUCAGGAGGAGAGACAGGGCAGCCCAGCUGGGGGGUCAGGAUAGACCGGCAGGCAAGAAGCCCAAGAAGAUAAUUAGGCACCGACCUUGGGCUGCUGUUAGAGAACUCAGGCAGCAGCGCCAGUGACACGGGGCACUAGUCAGGAGAGACCUGGACAGGGGUGGUGGGAAGAGCUUGGGCAGAAGUGGCUGAAAAACUAAGGCAGUGGCAAAGGUAGAACUCAGGCAGGGGUGGAGAAAAGGCGUUGGUCGCAGUGAUUGGUGAACACAGCGGGGGUGGGUGGUAGCGCUGGGGGUGAUUUUAGGCAGCAAGAAUUGGAGAACUCACACUGCGAAAAGAAAACCUUGGGUGGCAGUGAUUUGAACACCGGCAGUGCUGGGGCAGGACCCGAGCCAGCGGUGGGGAGAGAUAUAGUCAGAGAACCCAGCAAUACAGAUCCGUCCUUGGGCAAGGCGCGGUGCUGGAUGAUGGGUGCGGAGGAAUUUGGGUAAAGGCAGAGGGAAGGGGUGGAGGAGGGCCAGCUCAGUUGCCGAAACUCUGGAGUGGCGGCUGGCUAGAAAUUGGUCUGUAGAAAUGACCUUGAAAAUGGAGUUCUGGCCAGGUGCGGUGGCUCACGCCUGUAAUCCCAGCACUUUGGGAGGCCGAGGCAGGCAGAUCACGAGGUCAGGAGUUCGAGACCAGCCUGGCCAACAUGGCAAGACCCUGUCUCUACUAAAAAUACAAAAAUUAGCUGGGCGUGGUGGCGCAUGCCUAUAAUCCCAGCUACUUGGGAGGCUGAGGUAGGAGAAUUGCUUGAACCUGGGAGGUGGAGGUUGCAGUGAACCUAGAUCACGCCACUGCAUUCCAGCCUGGGCAACAGAGCGAGACUCCAUCUUAAAAAAAAAAAAAAAAAAAAGAAAGAAAAGAAAAUGGAGUUCUGAGAGCUAGGAAACUGGGAGGUUGAGCCAGGAGCAGGGGAACUUGGGCUUUGAGGCGAGACCUAAUUCUUAGGGUGCUCUAUGAGGACAUGGGUGGUGGGCAAAGUGACAGCCGCCUGAGCCCCUCUGCCUGGUCCCCUUUGCCCCCAGGAUGAAUACGACGACAUUGUGGUUCACAGCAGCCGCAGCCAAACCCGGCUGCCUCCCACCCCAGCCUCAAAACCUCUUCCUGACGACCCCCGCCCCGUGUGAUUUGUUUCAUUGUUAAUAUAAUUUCCAGUUUAAUAAACAAAACCCUAGUUCUGACAA
Molecule: messenger RNA, 2263 nt
Organism: Homo sapiens (human)
Lineage: Eukaryota; Metazoa; Chordata; Mammalia; Primates; Hominidae
Gene: NFKBIB
Product: NFKB inhibitor beta
Exons: 5
Coding region: 65-1081 (338 amino acids)
Biological process (GO): positive regulation of DNA-templated transcription
Cellular component (GO): nucleus; cytoplasm
Source: RefSeq, marked reviewed